Electrophorus electricus (electric eel) is the source of this 6918-nucleotide messenger RNA. RefSeq names its product OTU deubiquitinase 7B (gene otud7b). Lineage: Eukaryota; Metazoa; Chordata; Actinopteri; Gymnotiformes; Gymnotidae. The record is from RefSeq and is a predicted model, not a curated record. Gene Ontology annotation, molecular function: zinc ion binding; K63-linked polyubiquitin modification-dependent protein binding; cysteine-type deubiquitinase activity. Gene Ontology annotation, biological process: protein K11-linked deubiquitination; protein K63-linked deubiquitination; protein deubiquitination involved in ubiquitin-dependent protein catabolic process. Gene Ontology annotation, cellular component: nucleus; cytoplasm.
UUUUGUAGCGCCUUGGUUGACAUUGUUGUUGUGGGAGUAAGAAUGUACUUUGUCGUCAAGUCAAUAUAGAUGUAAAAUUCAACAAUAACUUUUGGAUUGAUGCAAAGGAGGGCAACAAGUUACUGACAACAGGUACGCUGCUGUGAUAACAUAAGUAUAAACUGGAAUGGGACGGUGAAUAAGACAUUCUACGAGGCCGCUUAGCUCAAGCCAAGGUGUGGCAGUGCUAGCACUGGCGUCGUACGGGAGAGCCGCUCCCCCGUCUUUCUCUUGCUGCCCUGAUGCCCCCCUGUCACACUGCCGCUUCAUGAUCACAUGACCUUGGACAUGGACGCAGUCCUCUCCGACUUUGUCCGCUCCACGGGAGCCGAGCCCGGGCUGGCCAGAGACCUGCUGGAGGGUAAGAACUGGGACCUGACUGCAGCUCUGAGCGAUUUCGAGCAGCUGAGGCAAGUGAAUGCUGGGAGCCUGUCCUACACGUUUGCCGAGGAGCGCAAGCGGGCCAUUGUGGAGAGGGAUCUGGGGCGUGGAGGCCGGCCGCUCCUGCACCGUCAGGACGAGGUGGUGCAAGCCACAGAGAAACGCUUGUCGCGGGGCAUCUCUCACGCCAGCUCCACCAUCGUGUCGCUGGCCCGCUCCCAUGUGUCCAGCACGGGUACCGGCAGCAACGAGUCGCUCCUGGAAACGCCCCUCUGCACCUUCCAGCUGCCCGACCUCACUGUCUACCGCGAGGACUUCCGCAGCUUCAUCGAGAGAGACCUCAUCGAGCAGUCCAUGCUGGUGGCCCUGGAACACGCUGGCCGGCUGAACUGGUGGACAAAGUUGGGGCCCGGCUGUCAGAGCCUGUUACCCCUGGCUACGAGCGGAGAUGGAAAUUGUCUGCUGCAUGCUGCGUCUCUAGGUAUGUGGGGUUUCCAUGACCGAGACUUGAUGCUGCGGAAGUCUUUGUACGCGCUGAUGGACCACGGCCAGGAGAGGGAGGCACUGAGGCGCCGCUGGAGGUGGCAGCAGACCAUGCAGAACAAAGAGUCUGGGUUGGUGUACACUGAAGAGGAGUGGCAGAAGGAGUGGAACGAGCUGUUGAAGCUGGCCUCUAGCGAGCCCCGGAUACACUACACUGGCAAUGGCAACAACGGGGUAGAGUCACAGGAGGAGCCUGUGUAUGAGAGUUUAGAGGAAUUCCAUGUGUUUGUGCUAGCUCAUGUGCUCCGCAGACCUAUAGUGGUGGUUGCCGACACAAUGCUGAGAGAUUCCGGAGGAGAAGCUUUUGCCCCGAUCCCAUUUGGUGGGAUUUAUCUCCCCCUGGAGGUCCCAGCUAGCAAGUGUCAUCGCUCACCACUGGUGCUGGCCUAUGACCAAGCCCACUUCUCUGCCCUGGUUUCUAUGGAACAGAAGGAUGGCUCCAAAGAGCAAGUGGUGAUUCCUCUGACUGACUCGGAUCACAAGAUGCUGCCUGUGCACUUUGCUGUGGACCCAGGCAAGGACUGGGAGUGGGGCAAAGACGACGCUGACAACAUGAUGCUAGCCAGUGUUACUUUGUCUCUGGAGGCAAAACUCCACCUACUGCACACCUACAUGACUGUGACAUGGCUCCCUCUACCUUGUGAAGUACAGCAGGCCCCACUGGCCCAGCCCGAGUCUCCGACCGCCUCAGCUGGGGAGGACGCACGCACGCCUCCAGACUCAGGCGAAUCUGACAAGGAGUCAGUGAGCAGCAGCUCAAAUGGCAACGGGGACAGCAGCAUGAUGGGCACCAGCGGGACUGCAGGCAAGUCUGCUGGGGGCUCCUCAAGCUCCUCUAGCUCGUCGAGCAACGGCUCCGCCACGGCAACGGGCGCAGUGGGCAAGGAGAAGAGCAAGAAGGACAAGGAGAAGGAGAAGAAGCGGGUGGACUCUGUGGCCAACAAGCUGGGCAGCUUCGGCAAGAGCCUGGGCAGCAAGCUGAAGAAGAACGUGGGCGGCUUAAUGACCAGCAAAGCAGCGGCGGGCGGUGGAGGCGGAGCCAAGCCAGAAGGCGUCGAGAAGAAGAAGGGCUCACUGCGUGGCCGCAAGGACAGCAAGGACGGCUUGGCCUCAGCGCAGGCAGGGUCCGAGGACUCGGGUAAGGGCUCGCCCUCGUCCGGCAGCGAGAGGCAGAACGGGAGCAGCUCGUCGGAGAGUGACCCAUUCAAGUACAGCUCGGACGUGAAGGUGAGCCUGGGCAUCCUGCGUGCAGCCAUGCAGGGCGAGAGGCGCUACAUUUUCGCUGGGCUCCUGACCACCAGUGCCCGGCAGCCCUACCAGGAGGAGAUGAUCCACCGUUACCUGGCCGACGCAGAGGAGCGCUUCCGGGUCGAGCAGGAGCAGAAGAGGGAGGCUGAGCGAAAGUCCGCAACACCUGUUGGGGCAACCAACGGGGUGCAGCUGAAGAAAGAGCCAUCGGAUUUGGGGUACCGGAGCUUUGAGAGCAAGGAGGAUGCAGUGGAUGUUGCCCCGUCCACUUUCACCACUCUCAAGUCAGCCUCGUUCAGUCCGUCAGGGUACUCGGGCGUGGUGCCCAUCCCUAGACCUAGCUUCAUCGACCAGGCACCCUCUUCUCUCCCCCAGCACCUGCAUAUGCACAGCUACGUGGACGCCCGACGGCAGCUGGCGGGUGGCUCGCCAUCGCCCUACCCUGGUCUGCCGUCCUAUGCCACCCUGCCCCGCCACUGCCCCCUUGCGCAAGGUCAUCCCCACCCCCAGUACCACCCACCGCCCUCCGCCUCAACGGUCAGUCCAUCCCACGCCGUACCCUGCUUCUCCUCUUACGCCCAGGAGCACGAGCUGCCCAGUUUCCCGGGCGAGGGCUACAUUAACGGUCUACGAGACCCACGCUCUGUGUUGGACGGUCGUGGCGGACCGCUCCCCAUGAGGCACUAUUCCCUAGGUAGUGCUGGCGGCCUGGCCAGUCUGCAGUCGAGCCGGUGCCGAACGCCCAGCUGCAACUACUAUGGACACCCGGAAACCUGUAACUACUGCUCGUACUGCUACCGAGAGGAGCUGAAGAGGAGGGAAACGGAGCCAGCCAUCCACCGCUUCUGAGCGCCUCAUCACCCCCGGCCUCCCGAAGGAUUCCGCAGCUCCCUUUUAUGCAUGUGGGCCUCAGGGCAUCCUGUCGCGAGGGCUCUCGCUUCAGACGUUGGAUAGCUCUUCCUUUGUGAGCUCACAGGGUCUCAGUGCAGGGAUGGCAGAAACCAGGUGUCCGUACCUCUGAUGCAUUCACCAUGGAUUUUUGGCAGGAGCUCGACGCGGCCGAUGCCGGCCUGUCCUUUCGCGCUUCGUCGCUGCCGUGCGUGCUUCCGGUUCGUUCUGAGUAUGUAGGAGGUGAUCUAUUUUGGGGCACGAGCGUGCUGCUGUGCAUUAGCAUACUUAAAUGCACAGAAUACAUACGCCCUUUGUGUCAACACCAAGCACAAACAAAAAAUGCAGACAUGUACAGCGGCUUUGUCAGAGAGGAAUAAAUAAGGUUUCAGCUUAAUGAGGAGUUAACCGAGUUUUUGCCAUAACAUGUUAGACAUCAGCACAUAACACCACUAGCCAGCACUGACGGACUUUACCCUGUUGGGUUGCUUAGAGUUCUUUACCCAGAUGACGCGAUGCUUUAGCCCUAACCCAGUUUCUCAAGCCAUGGCCUGACUUGUUUAAAUCAGGCUAGCAGGAAUUUUACGACUCUGGGCACUUUUGCUCCAAAACAUGCUCUGUGUUUUUGUUUUUGUUUUUUUUAAGUCCUAAGGAGCAAAAACCUUGACAGCCAAAGGUUUUACUGUAUGGCAAGUCACUAUAGUGGAUGCAGUUGUUAAUAUGUCAUUAUGUGAAGUCUUGCAGUGUUGAUUUUUUUAAAUAAAGAGCAGAACUAGUGGAUACUACCUUAAGUUGAACCCAAAGUUAGCUAAACCAUUAAGCCAGCUACAUUUAAAUAGUUUACAUACUUUGCCCUGGUGGACAUUUCACCUGUCUUAAGAUAUUUCCCUGAUGAAAAUAUUCAUUUAUAAAUGAAGACAGUACUACUCUAGUGCUAAAAUGUUUAUCCUGCAGUAAAUAUUUUGCUCAAGUCCUUGCAAUACAUACUGUAACACAAUGAUAUUUAUCCUAGUCAGCAAAGUUCUCAAAGUUUUGAUCAGAGGUCCUUCAAAAUUUCUUUUUUUCCCCUCCCUCUAGGCAAUAAUGUCCUAUAUAGCAAAUUCAUACCCUUAUUGUGAAGGUCCCAGGUGACCUCUAUGUGCUGAUGUCCCUCAGAUACUGAACAUGGGUCAGUGGACUUUUCUCUGCACAAAGUCAAGCACUUUUCUUAAGUCUAGAGGUUGAGUGUGUUCGCGUGCUUUUCCUUGCGUUUUUGUUGUGGUGUUUUAACGAUUCUAAUGAAGAGGAUGGUGAUUCUAUUGCUCUCGACUUUGCUGUUUCCUAGUUGCCUUCUCAGUCUUGGUCCAGUCCUUGUGGAGAUUGUUGAACUGAACUCAAAUGUCAGGCUUUUUUCUCUCUCUCUCUCUCUUUCUUUCUCUUCCUUUUUCCCCAUUAAUGCACUGGUAAGAGUCUACUCAUACAAAGAUACUUUGUAUAAUACUUCUCCUUGGCCAUGAGCUGCAUGUCUCCGCAUACAUUGAAUCCUGCUAUUACUACAGACCUGACCGCUGAAAAUCUCACACCAUUAAAAAUGGAAAGAGCUUCCAGAAUCUGUAUUCCCAGUGACUGUAUUCCUUGCUAGGUGACCAAGUUGUAUCGUUGGAGGGUUUCGCUGCUUUGAUAACUGAUUUGUGUCUUGGAAUAGUUCACUUUGGUCACUGUGUAAAUGCAAUCAGUGUAUUUGGCACCCAGUUAAUAAUCUGAAACGGGUCAUAAUGUUUCACUCAAAAGAAAAUACAUUUCGUGCUAAGAUGUGUGAUAGUAGCUGGUGAAAGACUGCCAUGUCACACUUGACCUUGCUUUGGAUGUCUGGAUCUCAUUAACUUAAGAAUUCUGAUGUCUCUCUCCAUUAUACAGUGUGUAAUACAGUCUAAUGUACUACAUAAUAUACCUAUUUAAUAUAGUAUGUCUAAAAACAUUCAAUGAUUAUUAGACUGUUGUCAGACAAAACUUCUUUUUAAACUGUGUAGUGUUCUCAGUUUGUGAAUGGUGAUGCUGAAAUAUUUGGCUCACUAGCACCAGCGCUAAUAACUGAAAAUGUUAGUAGAUAGCCCUUUGCUAACUGCAAUAAUUCAACUGAAGGCAUAUGUCCAAAACCUCAAAGUGGCUGUCUGAGAGCAUAUUUUAGUACCAUUUUACUGAUUCUGCUUUUUCAGAAUUUUUGCACAAUUCCAAACUUGUCUACUGACAAAAAUAACAUGCUUCUUUAUACAUGGCAUUUAUAUUUCAUCCAAUGUGUUCAUGUCUAAAAGAUGAUAAUUUUCUUGUCUCUGUUUCAUACAGUGCUAUAUUUUCUGGUCUUUUGAAGUAAACUCACACUGAUUUUAUUUUAGUACCAUACAAAACUCAAAAGCACAUCGACUAUUUAAUUAGUGUUUCGCUUCCAUGUAUUUCCCAGAUGUGGCCAGUGGGUGGCACAGUUAGACAGUUCAUUAUGGGUAGUUCUUCAGCUCAUCCAAGAUCAGUUAAGUCUCAUAAUGCCGUAUAAUGGACGAAAGGAUUUCCGCGCUGCAGUUAUCUCCUCGUAAUAAAACUUGUCCUGCUCCUUUAGAGAGUUCUCUCUGGGUCGGGCAUAUUUCAGUGUAAUGCACGUAAUUAUGGAUCAUUUUGCAGCUUUUACCAACCAUAAUAUCUGCUCAGACAUCUUGUUACUAUCCUAUUAAGUCUCAGAGGAAGAUUGUGUACGUUUGUGUGUUUGCGUGUGUUUUGUGAGAGAGAGGUUUUAGGGAAUGUCCUGAUGCAAAAGCUACAAACAAGAAUAUAUCAGUGAAAUACCAGCUGAAUGGUUUUUAUUUCUUGCACCAUUAAAUGAAACUAAGUUCCAUUUAGUUCAUUUAUUUAAAAAAUGGAAUGCUUAUGUAACUGAGCAUUGGACUUAAACAAGACUGCAGACCUUUUUUUUUUGUUUGUUUGUUUUUUUGGUAUUAAAAAUGACAAUGAAAAUGGUUGUACAAAUACGUUCAAGUUAUUUUUGUAAACCAAAAUGAGUUUUACAGUAUUUUUAAAGAAAAGAAUGUAUAAAUGGCAAGACACUAAACUUGAGAGGAAAGUGAAGAAGCUGCACAGUCAUCUGAGUUUGUAGUCGAGUCAGUAUUCAUUGGAUGUGUACAUUUUGGCUGACUACCAAGAGCCUCUUCAACAUUCUGAUUUCUUGUAAACACACUAAUUCCUUCCUUAAUGACCUGACAAAAUGCUAUGAUUUUAAAAUCUAUAUUUAUAGUAAGACUUUUCAGAGGUUUCCUUUUUGGAAUGUUUAUUUCUGAAACUAUUUUGUUGUUUAUUAAGAGUCUGGUCGUCCAGCAGACCUGCCUUUAUAAUUUCCAUUCAUUUUGAGUUUCUGUUUUGAACCUUUACAGGCUACCUUCUUAAAUAUUUUGAGCUCAUGUUUUAAAAAUGAUUGGGGACUACACCUCCUAUCGGAUAAGGGUGGACUUAAUUUUUGUUAUGUAAUGAAUUUGCUAUUUUUAUAUUAUACAUGUUCAUGGAUGUAACGGAAUCAGUCAUCAGCAUCUACUCAGCAUGAGGCUGAAACUCUUGCAUGUAUAGUACACAUCACAGAUGCAGUUCUUUCAUCCAAAAUUGUGCGAUACUUCUGGUUAAUUGAGCAAUUCAUUUUAGUUUAUCUUUCUUUUCUUUCUCAGAUUUUUUUUUUUUACUGAGAGGCAAGCCCAGGCUGUGUGGAAGUGUUAUCUAAAUGGAAAGAACAUCUGGUUUUGUGUUGGUUUAAUUUUUUUUCUUUUUGCACCAUUUGAAUAAAAUUUCCAUUGUAUUUAAACACGA